CAAAGACAAUUUGACAGUGAGUGAGCGGUUAAGGGCUUUUGAUAAACCAAUUCUUUGACUAUAUUCUCAGGAUUCAUUCUGAGGUUUAACAGAAAUAAAAUUUGAGUAAGAUCUUGUUUUCUGAGGCUGGGGCGUUUUGAGAACGUGUGCAUAUCUACUGCAAUGGCAUCACUGACAUCUUCCAGCCGCAGAUCCUCCUCAUCCUACCGCUCAUCGUCACGUUACAGCACCUCCAGCUCCCAUCGAUCAGAGGGCUCACUGGGUGGGUCGUCUGAUUCAUUGGAUCCCCUUUUUGAGCCGUUUCUCGACUCUGCUGAUCAUUCUAGUCUGUUUGUAGAAGAGAGACCCAGUUGUUCGGCCCCCUUCAGCAGACACAGCAGAUCAUCCUAUGGACACACUGCUCCUGUAGGCGGCACUUUGACAAGCCGUCAGAGCAGCACAGGUGGCGGGGUGCGAUGUCUGGGAGACAGCUACUAUAUGUCAGCUGACGUCAGCCAGUUUGAGCCACAUGACGUAGUGGUGAUGGCCUACAACCACCGUGUUGUCAUUCAUGCCCAGAAGGUACAAGAUGAUGGAAGCAUCAGUGACACAUUCACCCAUAAGUCCCUGUUUCCGGAGGAUAUGGACCCAUUGUCGGUCAGUGGGACCCUCAACCCUGAUGGUACCCUGGUGGUGAGUGUCCGCCGGACCACGACCCUGGGUGGGCUGGAGCCCCUAGGUGUCCCCACCUUCCGCAGUGAAGCACACCUUUAACUUUGUGGCUUCAUCUUCUCACAGUAUCUUAGCUAUGUUUUUAAAUAUUAUUUUGUGUUAUUGGGUACAAUCACCGCUCAAGCCGAUAAAGGCAUUAUAAUUUAAAUGUCUUUAACUAAUUCUUUUGUUCAGCACACUUUGGUCCACUGGAAAAUAUUGCAGCAACUUCUAGGAAGAUUUCCAUGACAUUUAAAAUUAACAUUAAUGACUUGAAAAAUGAUUAUUUGUAUCAUUGAAAUUGGUGACCCCAGGACCUUUUGUCUGGCACCUGACCCCUCAUCGAUAGGGUGGGGGUUGCUGUCUGCCGCAGUGUCUUUUUUACCGGGGAGUGCCAAAGUCAGAUAUUUUUGAGUGGCUUUCAUUUUUUAUGAUGACAUACUGCACACAGACCAUGAAACCCUCCAAACGUGCAUGUUUAACUAUUAACACGUCAUAAUCAACUUUUUUAUAUGAAUCUUCUAAAUUUGUGCCAUACAGUAAAUGCCGCCAACUUUGUCUGUAGUGUCAAACUACAUUGUAUGAGGAAUUUGUCUUUUUUCAGACAUGCAAUAAAUGUGUUUUCUUUACAAUAAAACAUGUAU
Molecule: messenger RNA, 1334 nt
Organism: Etheostoma cragini (Arkansas darter)
Lineage: Eukaryota; Metazoa; Chordata; Actinopteri; Perciformes; Percidae
Product: heat shock protein beta-7-like
Exons: 3
Coding region: 163-753 (196 amino acids)
Source: RefSeq, a predicted model, not a curated record